AUGUUUAACAGCCGGAAAGCCCAGAAGCCGGAUGGUGAAUUCAUCACCCGCUUCCAGCAGGCAUUCUCAGAUAUUGUGCCCCGGCGAGACAGCCAGGGUGCGCCAAGUGAAGGUUCGCGCACUGCGAGGGUAGCCGAGCAUAUGAUGGAUACGGGAAUGAUGGAUACCGAUGGGAAAAUGGAAAGUCACGAUGUCAAGUUCCCGAUUGUCCCCAAUAAUGACCGCACUCCCCGAAAUAUGCAAGAACUGGGGAUGACCCCCUCGUGGAUGGAGCCCGGGUCGUUCUCCAUGAUGCCUUUCACCAACCAACAUUCUGGCCUUUACACACCAAAUUCCGGUGCAAUGGGCCCAAUUUUCCACAACCAGGCGGGAGAUUUGCAUACUCCCACUGGGAUGCACCUAAUCGCGCCACUUUCUCUCUCGGGCAUGCCUGCACACAAUCUACACAGCAAUGCCUUCGAGCCUUUCCAUCCGCAAUUCAUGAACUCCAUGCACGAGAUCAACCCAUACACACAGCAGCCGUCAUACGCACCAAGCGCAUUCAUGCACCGCGACCCUGGAUAUGACAUCAUGGAUGAUACUCCCGACGACACAUCUACGUCCAUGAAUGAUACUCACGCUGAGACAGCGUCCAAUAUGACCGCCUCUACUGACUUCUCGGCUCACAUGGGUGGUGACUUGGCAUAUACCAAUGGCGAAAAAUUCCGCUUCAACGUGACCCUGCGAGCACCGACUGCGAUGGUGAAGAACCAUACCGAAAUUCCUAUCACAUAUCUCAACAAGGGCCAGGCAUACAAUAUCUCGGUUCUGGACUCGACUCCGCCAAUGAUCUCUCAUGAGCCGGUUCAAUAUAGAACAUUCAUUCGUGUUUGCUUCGAAGAACAAGAACAACGAGCUAGACCGUCAGCCUGUUGGCAAUUGUGGAAGGAAGGCCGAGGUAUCAACGAAGCCCAUCAACGCGGUGGAAAAUUGUUAGCAGUCGAAUAUGUCGAUCCACUUCAAGGCGGUGGCGAUGUCCAUCGACACCGACAAGUUCAGAUUGAGAGUAUGUGCGUCGACGGUUUCUCCGUCACCUGGACUGCCAAUCCCGCAACCGGGGUAGCCGAUUGCAACAUUCCCGUGCGGUUCAACUUCCUUUCCACCGAUUUCAGCCACUCCAAGGGAGUCAAGGGAAUUCCCGUUCGACUGUGCGCCAAAACCGAACUUCUGUCACCGGGCGAGGAGAUAGGCGCAUCACGGGAUACCGAGUUAGCUUACUGCAAAGUCAAGCUUUUCCGGGAUCAUGGUGCCGAGCGCAAACUGUCAAAUGACGUUGCGCACGUCAAGAAGUCCAUCGAUAAGCUGAAGCAGCAGGUUUCACAAGCUGAGCUUGGUGGUGGUUUCGCCAAGCGGAAACGCGGCCAUGCUUCUGGUUCCGUCAAGGGAUCUGACCGUUCUGUGAAGUCUUUGAGCCAGAAGCGCACUUGGUCGAUAGGCUCGGACGAUGGGCCCAAAGAGAAACUCUCUUUAGAAGAUGACCUUCACGCGAAGUUGUCUUCGAUGCAAGAGAUGUUCUCAUCCACCCGCUCGGUCAGCAUCUUAGGGUUGCGCGGUGACACAGCCGACGAUCCUGACUUGUAUCCCAUUCGGCUGUCAAAUGAUGGAGACUGCUCUCCAUUCCAUGGUAUGAGCCGUUCGAACACACGCGGAUUGGACUCUAUAAUGCCUUCUCCACCCAACACCAAUGCCUCUUCUUCGAACUCGCCACCUAUGCCCGCAACAAGGUUAGGAAAGCGCUCAACAACCGUUCCAAGAGUCACAUCCGUCGAUCAAUCCCCGAGGGGUUUCCUGGAGGCCGUGGGUGUUGACUCAACUUACCGUCCUCCCACGGACCGUGCGCCCAAGCCGAUUGCAUGCUUCUAUGUCCGACUCAAUGCUGCAAACUCGCAGCAGUCACAGGAUUACUACCGUGCGAUCUACUUGACGGAACGUACUGUGCAGGAUCUCGUGAAUCAUAUUUCUUUGAAAUACCAGAUCGACUCAUCGACCAUCUCGAGCGUUAUCCAUGUCAACCAGAAAGGACUCCGAGUCAUGGUUGAUGACGAUGUGGUCCGCGAGCUUCCAGAAGGCCAGGACAUGACUAUCGAUAUCUCCGACGCCCCUGGCAGUACUCCUGGCACCUCAGGAACUCUCAUGCAGAUGGAGCUCACUUAUUAA
Penicillium bovifimosum is the source of this 2196-nucleotide messenger RNA. Its product is annotated as grainyhead-like protein. Gene Ontology annotation, cellular component: nucleus. Gene Ontology annotation, biological process: regulation of transcription by RNA polymerase II. The coding region runs from base 1 to 2196 and encodes 731 amino acids. Gene Ontology annotation, molecular function: DNA-binding transcription activator activity, RNA polymerase II-specific; RNA polymerase II cis-regulatory region sequence-specific DNA binding. The transcript has 5 exons. Lineage: Eukaryota; Fungi; Ascomycota; Eurotiomycetes; Eurotiales; Aspergillaceae. The record is from RefSeq and is a predicted model, not a curated record.